AUGAUGUUUACAGGUGUAAGCACAGAAUGCUCGAGACAGCGAUUGAUUGAGAUAUGUGAGAAUCUCGUGAGCAACAAAACAGUUUACAAAAGGCUCGAGGCUCUGUUUGAAGAGCUCAGGAAAUCACCUACUAUGGCAUUUGAAGUUUGGAGUCACGAUGCAAUGCCUAUCUUUCUUCUACAGGAAGUGAUUGCACCAUACACAAUUAUCAACACAAACAAGUUUUCUGAGGAGAAUAGCUCAAGACUGUGCAUGGUGUUAAAUAUACUGCAGAUACUUGUUGGUGACACACAAAUAAAGCAUGUAUUUGUGGAUGCAAGGUUUCCAUAUUAUAUAUACAGGUAUCUUAUGAUAUCAGACAUUGACUCAAGACAUGAGGUGUUGAGAAUUUCAUCAUUAGGAGUGAUUGCAUCUUUAUUGAAGAAUGGAGAUCAGUAUGUGCACAAGCAUUUGAAAAUAACAGAGAUUGUUCCUCUUCUUCUGAAGAUUGUUGACAUUGGACCGGAGGAGUCGCAGCUUCUUUCUGCAAAUGUAUUUACAGCAAUUAUAGGAAAUGAUGAUGGCCUGAGCUAUGCAUGCCAGACAUUCGACAGAUUUUCUGCAAUUAAUAUGAUGUUCAACUCACUGGCAUCUCAGUCUGUUGGAUUGAAAUCUACUGAGCUACUAAAGGCAGUGUUGAAGGUGUACAUAAGACUCUGUGCAAAACCACACAUACGAACACUUUUGAGCUCUAAAAGACCUGACGGACUGUUCUCUGCAGACAUUGAGCGGUUUGUGUCAUCUGAUCCUGAAGCCAAGGGACUGUUCCGGAGGUUUGUUGAUCUACUGGGGUGA
This is a messenger RNA of Ordospora colligata OC4, 834 nucleotides long. RefSeq names its product cell differentiation protein Rcd1. The transcript has a single exon. The record is from RefSeq and is a predicted model, not a curated record. Gene Ontology annotation, biological process: negative regulation of translation; mRNA catabolic process. Lineage: Eukaryota; Fungi; Microsporidia; Ordosporidae. Gene Ontology annotation, cellular component: CCR4-NOT core complex; P-body; CCR4-NOT complex. Bases 1 to 834 code for a protein of 277 amino acids.